AUGACUGACAAAGAGUAUUUUUAUUUGAGCAUAGUACUUUCACAAACUAAAACUGAAAUUUCUUUAUCUAGUCUGUCUAUAUCUUAUGAAAAUGUUGAGACAACCAAGAAGAAUCUCCCUGUUCAUAUCUUAGAUGGUCUGACCCUGAGCUAUAAGAUCCCAUGGCCUGUGGAUAUUGUUAUAAGUUUGGAAUGUCAAAAAAUUUAUAAUCAGGUGUUCCUUCUCUUAUUGCAAAUAAAGUGGGCAAAAUAUAGUCUGGAUGUUUUACUAUUUGGUGAACUAGCUAGUACUGCUGGAAAACCACAGCUCAGGGAAGGACUUUUACGUGAACAAGACACAACUGCUCAGUUUGGACCGCAAAAGGAACCAAUAAGACAACAGAUUCAUCGUAUGUUCCUCUUGAGAGUAAAGCUCAUGCACUUUGUGAACAGCUUACACAACUACAUCAUGACCAGGAUUCUUCACAGCACAGGGCUGGAGUUUCAACAUCAAGUUGAGGAAGCCAAGGAUUUAGAUCAGUUGAUUAAGAUUCACUAUAGAUACUUGUCAACCAUCCAUGAUCGAUGUUUGCUGAGAGAAAAGGUCAGUUUUGUGAAAGAAGCCAUCAUGAAGGUACUGAAUUUGGCUCUUAUGUUUGCAGAUGGUUGGCAAGCAGGUCUGGGGGCGUGGCAGUAAGUAUGUAGCUUGUGGAACCUCUGCAUUUUGAGCAUUUCAGCUUCCUUUUAAAACUGGCUUUAUGAAUGACUGCUUUUCUGUGAGGGCUCACUGAAGAGUGGGGGGCACAAACUUUCAGCUCUGGGACUAGAGAGUGGGGUGCUGCCAUUUUCUCUGCCCCCCCCCCCAUUGAUGCUGAAAGCCUUCAGGGAGCAAAACAGCACCACAAAGUAGAAUCCAGAGCCACUAACACUGAUCUUGGCCUCCCAGCAAGGGAGGCGCAGUUUCACCACUGCAAGGGCAGCUGAGAAUCAGUGUAACAGGGCCCUCCCCCAGAAGACCAGCAGGAGCAACCAACCAGCACCAAAUUUACCAAUCAUAAAGAACUGUAAAACUUCAGCUCUUGGGGAAGCAGUAUAUAGCAUUUGUGGUUCUUUUAUUAUUCUUUAAACUUUCAGUUUUAUUUUUUCUCUGCUGUUUUCUUAUUUUUUCU
Molecule: messenger RNA, 1147 nt
Organism: Ailuropoda melanoleuca (giant panda)
Lineage: Eukaryota; Metazoa; Chordata; Mammalia; Carnivora; Ursidae
Gene: TUBGCP5
Product: tubulin gamma complex component 5
Exons: 6
Coding region: 1-675 (224 amino acids)
Biological process (GO): mitotic cell cycle; meiotic cell cycle; cytoplasmic microtubule organization
Cellular component (GO): spindle pole; gamma-tubulin complex; microtubule organizing center
Molecular function (GO): microtubule minus-end binding; gamma-tubulin binding
Source: RefSeq, a predicted model, not a curated record